AUGCGGAUUCGAAUUCACAUCGCAUAUGGUUUGAUCGCAUCGACGUAUAUUGCGACAAUCUGUUCAAUUCUUUUUGGAUGUCAUCCACUGAGCAAGAACUGGCAAAUAGAUCCCGAUCCCGGAAAUUACUGUCAACCCGCAGUAUCAAAGAUUGACAUAUAUGUGACGGUUGUUCUUAAUGUCGCGACCGAUAUCUAUCUUAUUAGCAUUCCGGCUCCAAUGCUUUUCAAAGCCCGAUUACAAUGGCGGGAGAAGCUUGAGCUUCUUGUUCUUUUCAGUGGUGGGCUGUUUGUGAUGAUGGCUGGGAUUCUACGAUGUGUUCUGAUCUUGACUGCCGGCGCCAAUGGUGCGCAACAGGCUGGCAGCUGGGCGUGCCGCGAAACGUUUGUUGCUGUGGUCAUCGGAAACGUCCCUAUGAUCUAUCCAUUGUUCCGGCGUGUUGCCCGACGUGCUGGACUAUACAUUACAUCAAGAAGCGUAUCACAGAGCUACCCUGCCUAUCCCCUCUCGGAGGGUGAUACUGGUGGUGGACGCAAACGAUUCCGCCACCCACUUAGCAUUCCAGAUACACAGUGGAAUACAAUCAGUGACGAACAAAUGAUUUUACCUACUUCACGGCAGCAACCGCCCACUUGCACCGCUGGUGAUUGUGACUGGGAAACUCACAGUCAGGGCAGCCAAAGCGGAGGUAUUAAGGUUGUUCAUGAAACAAUUGUUCAUAGUGCCGAGAAAUCUCCUCGACCAUAA
Messenger RNA from Penicillium soppii, 747 nucleotides. RefSeq lists its product as uncharacterized. The coding region runs from base 1 to 747 and encodes 248 amino acids. Lineage: Eukaryota; Fungi; Ascomycota; Eurotiomycetes; Eurotiales; Aspergillaceae. The record is from RefSeq and is a predicted model, not a curated record. The transcript has 4 exons.